AUGACACCUCAGGGACGGAACGAUAUCGACACCAAGCGUCGGAUCUUGCAUGGUCGUCCACGGUACUCGCCCCACGUCUGGGACGAUCUCGGCGACGCGAAGAGCUUGGUGGAAGUGCUGCUCAUUUACGAUCCUGUACAGCGUGCGAAGGUGGGGAUGGCGUUGGAGUCUGAGUGGAUUAGCAAGGACCGUGAGGAUCUAGAGGCGGUAUAUGUGGACCGAGUCCAGUUGCGUUGA
Stereum hirsutum FP-91666 SS1 is the source of this 237-nucleotide messenger RNA. RefSeq lists its product as uncharacterized. The coding region runs from base 1 to 237 and encodes 78 amino acids. Lineage: Eukaryota; Fungi; Basidiomycota; Agaricomycetes; Russulales; Stereaceae. The transcript is spliced from 2 exons. The record is from RefSeq and is a predicted model, not a curated record.